AUGGCCGACUCGCUACAUCCAGACUCGGCCGCCGGCAAGGGGGCCAACCCGAAUAGGGCAAGAUGGGCCACGCGUCGCAAGAGUGCAAGGAGUGGUAACUCGAAGCGACACUCCCUCCUCGAUCGUAUGCAGCAGAAGAAGAACGCCUGCGCCGAUGAGAAGGGCGACGAAGGCGGCGACGACCGUCCUCCAGGUCCCGCCGCACCCCGGCCAGAGGAUGAUGGCGCAGAAUCCGACGGCGAUGCCUCAGACGACGAUGACGAGCACAACAGCCGCACCCUCUACUUCAACAUACCCUUGCCUCCGGACAUGCUCGACGAGAGCGGCGCUCCCAAGAAGUCGUACGCCCGCAACAAGAUUCGCACGGCAAAGUACACGGCCGUCUCCUUCGUUCCCAAGAACCUGUGGUUCCAGUUCCACAAUAUCGCCAACAUCUUUUUCCUCUUCCUAGUCAUCCUCGUGUUCUUCCCCAUCUUUGGUGGUGAUAACCCCACCCUGAACAUGGUACCUCUCAUCUUCAUCGUCGCCGUCACCGCCAUCAAAGACGCCAUCGAAGAUUCGCGCAGGACCGUGCUGGAUAUCGAACUCAACAAUGCCUCCGUCCACCGCCUCCACAAGUGGACCAACGUCAACAUUGCCGACGACCAAAUCUCGCUCUGGCGAAAGUUCAAGAAGCUCAACACAAGGUUCCUGGCCUGGCUGUGGCGCUCCCUCCAGGCCCUAUGGUCCAAGAAGGCCAGGGAGGAGAAGGCCCGCCGCAAGGAGGCCGCUCUCGAAGCUCUCAGCGAAGAGGGACGCCCCUCGGUCGAGACUGUCCGUCACGGCAAGAGCCCCAACGCCUCGCCAUUCACCAACGCCGGCUCCUUCGUCUCGGCCGCCGAAGAUAUCCAGAUGACACCCGUCCACUCGCCCUCGUCCCAGCAUAUCCGUAUCGAGCUGCCCGAUGACGAAGACGAACGCCGUGCCGCCGCCCUCCAUGAGAUGAAGAACGACGUCAUCAACUACCGCCGAGCUCCCGAGGGUGCCCUCUUCAAGAAGGACACCUGGAAGAACCUCCGCGUCGGUGAUUUUGUGCGUAUCUACAGCGACGAUGAGAUCCCCGCCGACAUCAUCAUCCUCUCCACCUCGGACCCCGACGGUGCCUGCUACGUCGAGACCAAGAACCUGGAUGGCGAGACCAACCUCAAGGUUCGCCAGGCCCUGCGCUGCGGUCGCCCCCUGAAGCACGCCCGCGACUGCGAGAGGGCCGAGUUCACCAUCGAGAGCGAGCCGCCCCAGCCCAACCUCUACAAGUACAACGGUGCCAUUCGCUGGCGCCAGGAGAUCCCCGGCCACGCGGCCGACGACCCCAUCGACAUGACGGAGCCCAUCUCCAUCGACAACCUCCUGCUCCGCGGCUGCAAUCUGCGCAACACCGAAUGGAUCCUCGGUGUCGUCGUCUUUACCGGCCACGACACCAAGAUCAUGCAGAACGCCGGUGCCACGCCUAGCAAGCGCGCCCGCAUCGCCCGCGAGAUGAACUUCAACGUCAUCUGCAACUUCGGCAUCCUCUUCGCCAUGUGCCUGGUCUCGGCUCUGGUCAACGGCGCCGCCUGGGCCGAGGAUGGCGCCUCGCUCUCCUUCUUCGAAGGUGACCCUAUCGGUGGCAGCGCCGCUCUCAGCGGCUUCAUCACCUUCUUCGCCGCCCUCAUCGUCUUCCAGAACUUGAUCCCCAUCUCGCUCUACAUCACCCUCGAGGUCGUCCGCACCCUGCAGGCCAUCUUCAUCUACAGCGACGUCGAGAUGUACUACGAGCCUAUCGACCAGCCUUGCAUCCCCAAGUCCUGGAACAUCUCCGACGACGUCGGUCAGAUCGAGUACAUCUUCUCGGACAAGACGGGCACCCUCACCCAGAACGUCAUGGAGUUCAAGAAGGCCACCAUCAACGGUCAACCCUACGGCGAAGCCUACACCGAGGCUCAGGCCGGUAUGCGUAAGCGCGAGGGCAUCGACGUGGUGGCUGAGGCCCAGAGGGUUCGUGCCGAGAUCGCCGAGGCCAAGGUCCGCGCCCUCGCAGGUCUCCGCAGGAUCAACGACAACCCCUACCUCCACGACGAGGACGUCACCUUCAUCGCUCCCGACUUCGUCUCCGACCUGGCCGGCGAGGCCGGUGCCGAGCAGCAGGCCGCCAACGAGGCCUUCAUGCUCGCCCUCGCCCUCUGCCACACCGUCGUCCCCGAGAGGACGCUCGACGACCCGCCCAAGAUGAAGUUCAAGGCCCAGUCUCCCGACGAGGAGGCCCUGGUGGCGACGGCCCGAGACAUGGGCUUCGUCGUCCUCGGCUACUCGAACGACGGCAUCAACCUCAACGUCCUCGGCGAGGACCGCCACUACGGCAUCCUCAACACCAUCGAGUUCAACUCGAGCCGCAAGCGCAUGAGCUCCAUCAUCCGCAUGCCCGACGGCCGCAUCAAGCUCCUGUGCAAGGGUGCCGACUCCAUCAUCUACGGCCGUCUGCGCAAAGGCGAGCAGAAGGAGCUGCGCAGGGAGACCGCCGAGCACCUCGAGCUCUUCGCCAGGGAAGGUCUGCGCACUCUCUGCAUCGCCCAGAAGGACGUUUCCGAGGAGGAGUACCGCGCCUGGAAGAAGGAGCACGACGCCGCCGCCGCCGCCAUCGAUGACCGCGAGGAGAAGCUCGAGGCCGCCGCCGAGCUCAUCGAGCAGGACCUGUACCUCAUCGGAGGCACUGCCAUCGAGGAUCGCCUGCAGGACGGUGUGCCGGACACCAUCGCCCUCCUGGGUGACGCCGGUAUCAAGCUCUGGGUCCUCACUGGCGACAAGGUGGAGACGGCCAUCAACAUCGGAUUCUCGUGCAACCUGCUCGACAACUCCAUGGACCUGAUCCACAUCAAGAUUGACGAGAACGAGGACCAGCAGCUCGACGAGGAGGCCCUGGUGGCCCAGGCCGAAGAGAUCCUGGACCGCAACCUGGCCAUAUUUGGCUUGACGGGCGGCGACGAGGACCUGGCCGCCGCCAAGGCUAACCACGAACCCCCCGCGCCCACCCACGGCGUCGUCGUCGACGGUUUCACCCUCCGCUGGGUCCUCAGCGACCGCCUGAAGCAGAAGUUCCUGCUGCUCUGCAAGCAGUGCCGGUCUGUGCUCUGCUGCCGUGUCAGCCCCGCGCAGAAGGCUGCCGUCGUGUCCAUGGUCAAGAACGGCCUGGAUGUCAUGACGCUGUCCAUCGGCGACGGUGCCAACGACGUGGCCAUGAUCCAGGAGGCCGAUGUCGGUGUGGGUAUCGCCGGUGUCGAGGGCCGACAGGCUGCCAUGUCGUCCGACUACGCCAUUGCGCAGUUCCGCUUCCUGCAGAGGCUGGUGCUGGUCCACGGCCGCUGGUCGUACCGCCGUCUCGCCGAGAGUAUAAGCAACUUCUUCUACAAGAACAUGGUCUGGACCUUUGCCAUCUUCUGGUGGAUGAUUUACUGCGACUUCGACAUCACCUACCUCUUUGACUACAGCUACAUCCUCCUCUUCAACCUCAUCUUCACCUCUCUCCCCGUCGGUCUCAUCGGCGUCUUCGACCAGGACGUCUCGGACAAGGUGUCGCUGGCGGUGCCGCAACUCUACCGCCGCGGCAUUGAGCGUCUCGAGUGGACCCAGACGAAGUUUUGGAUGUACAUGCUUGAUGGAAUGUACCAGUCUGUCAUCGUCUUCUUCAUUCCCUACCUCCUCUUCAUGUCGGCGAGGCCCGUGUCAUCCAACGGUCUCGAUCUUGGCGAGCGCAUGCGUCUCGGCGCCUACGUCGCGCACCCGGCCGUGUUCGCGAUCAACGGUUACAUCAUGAUCAACGCCUACCAGUGGGACUGGAUCCUGCUGCUCGUCAUCGCUAUCAGCGACUUCUUCAUCUUCAUCUUCACGGGCAUCUACACGACCAUGCCCGACUCGUCCGUCUUCUUCUACGGCGCGGCGGCUGAGGUGUACAGCGAGGUCACGUUCUGGGCCGUCUUCGUGAUCGUGCCGGUCAUGUGCCUGUUCCCGCGCUUCGCCAUCAAAUCGCUCCAGAAGGUCUACUGGCCGUACGACGUGGACAUCAUCCGCGAGCAGGAGCGCAUGGGCAUGUUUGCCUACCUCAAGGACGACGGCGGCAAGGGCAAGUCGAGCGGACCCUCGGCGGUGCUGGUGUCGACGUCGACGAUCGAGGCGGACGAGACUGGCAGUCCGUUUGCGGGUGGCGACACCAAGAGCACCCACUCGUCCGGCUCCUCGGACACUACCAGCAAGGGGAAGCGCAACACGUACACGAGCGUGGACGAGGACAUGCGUCCCAUAUACCCGCCGUCCAUGGCGACGCACAACACGGCCAACAUCCACCAGCACAGCCAACACUCGAGCAGCGCGACUAACCCCUUCCGGAUGUCGGCCGACGGGGCCAACUCCCACCCCACCUUCCGCAUGUCGAUAGACGGCACGGCGGGAGACGGCGGUGGCGCUGCGGCGGGUCGGCAGUCGAUCGACCGUGCCAGGCCGUCGUACGACCGGAUCCGUGCGUCGAUGGAUCGUGUGAGACCCAGCUUCGAGGCCAGCGAUGACUUUACCUCGGCAAAUCGUCUAUCGCGAGUGGAAUCGAGCCAGAAUACCAGCAGCGAGGGCCGGUUCCAACCUCGACUUCGUGGACUGUCGCUAUCCAAGACGACGGAGAACUGA
This is a messenger RNA of Geosmithia morbida, 4686 nucleotides long. Its product is annotated as phospholipid-translocating ATPase. Gene Ontology annotation, molecular function: ATPase-coupled intramembrane lipid carrier activity; ATP binding; ATP hydrolysis activity. Lineage: Eukaryota; Fungi; Ascomycota; Sordariomycetes; Hypocreales; Bionectriaceae. The record is from RefSeq and is a predicted model, not a curated record. Gene Ontology annotation, cellular component: plasma membrane. Gene Ontology annotation, biological process: phospholipid translocation. The transcript is spliced from 3 exons. The coding region runs from base 1 to 4686 and encodes 1561 amino acids.